CAUUCGGUAUACAUUUGCAGAAAUCAAUUCGGCACAUAAUUAGUAAAGAAACUCAAAACGAUCCUGAUAAUUCUAUAGCCGUCCGAUCACAAGAGUUGGUGAUCAUGGCCUGGAACUUGACACAAACCGGAUCGUACCAGAUUCGACCCCCUCUUUCUCUCUGCUGCUUUGAGGAGGUUUCGGUUCGUUAGCCCAAUGUAAAUCUAAAAAGGUAAUAAAGAGCGAGUCUUCCAUGGCGGGCGUUAUCAGCUCAAGCUUCCAGCGUUGGUGUUAUAUCGCUGAUUGAUCGAUUAACCUAAAUCCCACCUCGUCCAGGUCGUUCAUUCUUCUCCUUCCCAGCUCCAGAUUUUUGUCUGUGUGGUUAAGAUUGAUUGUUCCUGGAUCGAGAGAGUCGAGACUUCAAUCUGGGCUUUUUGUUUCUUAGACAAGGAUUCGAGAAUCAGCUUUCUUCAUCUUCUCUUCCUGUCAUUUGAAUCUGAAUCGAAUCUGAGAAUUAACCAGCUUCGAGAAAUAGCUUCCACGGAUAACAAAGAUCCCCCCAUGGAGUAGACUUUGUUGACCACAAGUGAAAAGGAAGAGCCUUUUUUUUUGUUUUUGUUUAUUGAUGGGUGAAGAGUUAGCUGACACUAUGAACCUGGAUUUGAAUCUAGGCCCUGGUCCUGAGUCGUCAGAUCUCCAGCAGGCCCUAAGUGAAACUGUGAAUUUCGCUGAUUGGACUAGUGAGCCGCCUUCUGAGAGACCCUCAGACGCUGUGACAAGGAUCAGAACCCGGCGUAGGACGAGGUUCAGACAACUUAAUCUCCCCAUCAUCCCGGUUCUGUCUGAAACCCUUACCAUGGAUAUAGAACUGAGCCAGUUGAUGGGAAGCUCUCCAAACGGAGUUGCUUUCCAGACUGGCGAAGGUAGUGAAAGAGGCAACGAGAAUCUGAAAAUGUGUGAGAACGGAGAGGGAGCCACUGGGGACGGUAUAUCAGAGAAGAAAGCGGAUGUUGACAAAAGCAGCGGCGGGGGCGAUGGUAACUUCUUCGAUUGUAAUAUAUGUUUGGACGUGUCAAAGGAGCCGGUUCUCACUUGCUGUGGCCAUCUUUACUGUUGGCCGUGUCUCUUCCAAUGGCUAAACAUCUCGGAAGCAAAGGAGUGUCCGGUCUGCAAAGGAGAGGUGACCUCCAAAACCGUGACACCGAUCUACGGGCGUGGGAACCAUAAAAGAGAAGUUGUUGAAGAGUGUUUAGAUACAAAGAUCCCUAUGAGACCUCAUGCUAGACGCAUUGAGAGUUUGAGGAAUACAAUUCAAAGGUCGCCUUUUACAAUACCAAUGGAAGAGAUGAUUAGACGUAUACAGAGUAGGUUCGACAGGGACUCAACCCUUGUCCCUGAGGCAUCAGAGAGAGUUAAUGAUCGAGCCAAUUCGAUUCUUAACCGGUUGAUGACUUCUAGAGGAGUUAGAUCAGAGCAGAACCAGGCUAGUGCUGCAUCAGAGGAUAUUGAUCUGAACCCCAACAUUGCUGCUCCUGAUCUUGAAGGAGAGACCACCAGCACGAGAUUCCAUCCUCUGUUGAUCCGGAGACAGUUACAGUCACACAGAGUCGCAAGGAUCUCGAAUUUCACCUCUGCGUUGAGCUCUGCUGAGAGGCUUGUGGACGCGUAUUUUAGAACUCAUCCAUUGGGGAGGAGCCACCACCAGGAGUUGCACCAUCAUUCUCCUGUUGUGAUUGACGAUAGAGACUCUUUCUCAAGCAUUGCAGCUGUAAUAAACUCUGAGAGUCAAGUGGAUACUGCAGUUGAGAUUGAUUCAAUGGUUACUCUUUCGACGUCUUCUUCGAGGAGAAGGAAUGAGAAUGGGUCGAGGGUUUCUGAUGUAGACAGUGCUGAUUCUCGCCCGCCUAGGAGAAGGAGAUUUACUUGAAACGAAUAAAAGAAAACAAGGCUUUCAAUCUGUGGAAGAUGAUGAUGAAGAAGAUUGUAACUGUGUUUUUCUUUUGUUUCUUGUUGGUUUGUUGUAUCUUGAUUUGUAAAACAGAGAAUUUCAAUUUUACCACAUAUUUAGUACCA
Molecule: messenger RNA, 2052 nt
Organism: Brassica napus (rape)
Lineage: Eukaryota; Viridiplantae; Streptophyta; Magnoliopsida; Brassicales; Brassicaceae
Exons: 2
Coding region: 605-1906 (433 amino acids)
Biological process (GO): ubiquitin-dependent protein catabolic process
Cellular component (GO): endoplasmic reticulum
Molecular function (GO): ubiquitin protein ligase activity; metal ion binding; ubiquitin-like protein conjugating enzyme binding
Source: RefSeq, a predicted model, not a curated record